This is a messenger RNA of Ceratosolen solmsi marchali, 1503 nucleotides long. RefSeq names its product sodium-dependent phosphate transport protein 1, chloroplastic. Bases 201 to 1445 code for a protein of 414 amino acids. Lineage: Eukaryota; Metazoa; Arthropoda; Insecta; Hymenoptera; Agaonidae. The record is from RefSeq and is a predicted model, not a curated record. Gene Ontology annotation, cellular component: membrane. Gene Ontology annotation, molecular function: transmembrane transporter activity. The transcript has 9 exons. Gene Ontology annotation, biological process: transmembrane transport; monoatomic anion transport.
UGGAAACGUGAAUAUAUCUUGGCUUAUCCAUCGGCGAAUCAUACAAUAUGUUUAUAUUCCGCUCCCGUAACUUUAAAAUAAUAAUUUUGAAAGUUUAACGCAGAAAAUAUAACAUGAUUGGUCUUUCUGCACCAUGGGCUCUUCUCACAGAAGCAUUUCUUCAACUGUCAUAGGAACAGAAUUAGUGUAUACUUAUAAAAAUGCCUCGACUAACUAUGUUACCGCGGACCUCGCGUAUCGUAGCUUUAUGCUCUACAGCAAAUUUCAUCAAUGCUGCCGACAGAGUCAUAAUGCCCAUUGCAAUAGUACCAAUGACCGAUGAGUUUAAGUGGAAUCUACACUGGCAAGGAUGGAUCCUUUCCGCAUUUGCUUUCGGUUAUUUUACAAGCCAAAUUAUUGGAGCGAGUACAGCUAAUCGUUUUGGUUGUAAAACUGUUCUAAUGGUUGCUGUAUUGCUUUGGUCAAUUAGCACUGUCAUAACACCACUUUUAGCACAAUCUAUUCCACUACUUAUAAUAACUAGGGUCAUUCUUGGCCUCGGCGAGGGUCUAGGUUUACCCGUAAUAUUUCACUUAUUUGCUCACAGUGUGCCAGUUGAGGAAAGAUCUCGAGCUUUUGGCUAUCUUGUUGCCGCUGGAUCUGUUGGACAAGUAGUCGCAUCAGUUCUAUGUCCACACUUUUCAUGGCAAAUUGGAUUUUAUUUAUUUGGAUCAAUUGGUAUUUUAUGGACCAUUUUAUGGUCUGUGCUUUAUAAGGAAACUAAUUCACAAGAAGAAAUUCCAAUUUUUUUACCUAAAAUAUCUCAAAAUCGAGCUUUACAAUGGACUGAAUUUAUUGCACACUGGCCGCUCUGGUCGUUAUACAUAGCCCAUUUCGCCAUGAAUUGGAGUAAUUAUAUUAUUAUGCAAUGGUUACCCACAUAUCUUGCAAGAAACUUAUCCGCUAAUAAAGAAAGUAUAAGUUUAACAGCAUUACCUUAUAUUGUUAAUUCGCUUAUAGGCAUUGUGGCUGGACACAGUGCUGACAAUCUUAUACAGAAGAGAUGGUCUAUACUAUCUGUUCGAAGAUUAAUGACAAAUAUUGGACUGAUUGGUCCCGGAGCAUUUUUAUUAGCUUUUUGCGCAGUUGAUAAUUUACUAUUAGCAGUAAUAUUUAUUUCAAUAUCUAUGGGACUGUGUGCGUGUAACUCCUCUGGUCAUCUUAGCAAUCAUGCUGAUGUUGCACCAAAUCAUGCUGGUAUAACAUUUGCUAUUUCCAAUACUAUUGCAACAAUACCUGGAAUUUUGUGCGGACCACUUACAGCUGAAUUAGUAACAGCGUCGAAUGGUCGAUGGAUGCCAGUAUUUGUUUUAGCAGCAGCAAUUAACUUUACCGGGGCUAUAAUAUACCAAAGUCAUAGUUCAGCACAGCCAGUAUUCGUAAAUACAGUUGGAUUUGACGAUUGAUUUAUUGAUUCUUUAAAAGAGUCUAGUGUUUACUGAACGAACAAAAAAAAAAAAAAAA